CAUUAGAAGAACACGAAGAGCACGUUUCUGGAAUAUGGGAAUAUUGUUCCUGAUAUAUUAUUGUGUCACUGUAUAUUCGGCGAAAAAUGGAGAUGAAGCCCCACCACUUUCCGAACCAGGUAAUGCUGAAAAUCAACAUGAAGAGGUAUUGGCGAAAUCCGGUGAGGAAAUCGAUGAAACGAUAUUGAGUGAUACAACACAGCUAAUGUUUUCCAGCACUGAGGCCACACAUUUGCAGCCCAAAUCGGCAGUUCCUACAUGGCGUCCAAGACGAGAAAACUGUACCCCUCCAGCAAUAGAACAAUUCCCCCGUCCGUUAAUGGGUAAAUGGCUGCGGCAACAUGGUGGUCUGGUCAUUCAUGUUCUGGUUGCUGUUUUCACAUUCUUUGGCCUGGCCAUUGUGUGCGAUGAGUAUUUCGUGGCCAGUUUAGAUCGGCUUUGUGAAGAAUUAAAGUUAUCACCGGAUGUUGCCGGUGCCACAUUUAUGGCUGCCGGCAGUUCAGCUCCCGAAUUGGCCACCGUGGUCAUUGGCGUGUUCUUUGCCAAGGACGAUAUUGGCAUUAGUGGUGUCAUCGGUUCCGCUGUCUUCAACAUUAUGUUCGUCAUCUCGGUGUGUGCUUUGUGUUCGGGAACAGUCUGCCAACUGAAUUGGUGGCCAUUGGUGCGAGACUGUUUCUUCUAUUGCGUUUCGAUUUUGGUCAUGUUGAUAAUUAUCUUUAAUGAUGUCAUCUCUUGUUUUGAAUCGGUCGUUAUGCUGCUGUUCUAUGUCAUCUAUUGUGUCGCCUUAUGCUUCAACACCCAACUGGAACGCUGGGCUAUGUCUCUCAAUCUUCCCUUCAAACUUCCCACGAAGGAGGAACAAUCCUCUCUGGUCACCUACAAAAACGUACCCGACAGCACGUACACAGAAGGCAGUCAACAGCAGACUAAUUUGUCACAGGAGCCUAACGCCACCUCCCCAGGAAACCAGCAGCAACAGUCAUCCACAUCCGAUUAUCAGAAUUACUCCGAUCCAAAUUCUAGCUGGGAUCCCAAUGCUGCAUGGGGCGAGGAAUCGUCUAGCAACCCUGUGGGUUCCAGCACUAUCCCCAGCCAACCACCGGUCGAUGACUGGGGCAUGAGUCAAUUCUCUGCCGGUCAGGGUCAAGAGAAUAUGGCUUACAAUCCCGAUCAACCCGAUUCCGUGGUAACGCAAAGUGCUACGACAGAUAACAACAGUAAACCGGUUGUGGGCAAACCCCAACCCGCAUCAGGUGGUGCUCCCGAAUACUACAAAUCGAGCGACAAAUCGAAGGAGGCCCGACCCAAUCCCCUGGAACGUCCAACACAGGGCGGUUUGCCAGCCCUGAUCUCCUGGUAUGUCGUCUAUCCCAUUCACUUCUUGUGCCAGAAAACCAUGCCCGACUGUCGGACCGAACAGUAUCGCAAUUGGUAUCCCUUCACCUUUCUCAUAUCCAUGAUUUGGAUUUCAUUCUACUCAUACUUCAUGGUCUGGAUGAUCACCGUCAUUGGCUCCACACUGGCCAUACCGGACACGGUGAUGGGUCUAACGUUCGUUGCUGCUGGUGUUUCUGUACCCGAUGCCCUAAGCUCAAUAGCGGUAAUCAAAGAAGGUUAUGGCGAUAUGGCCGUUUCAAAUGCAAUCGGCUCGAAUGUCUUUGAUAUCCUAGUGUGCUUAGGUCUUCCGUGGUUCAUACAAACGGCCAUUAUCAAGCCGGGCUCUCACGUCAAUGUCAUAUCGAAAGGUUUGACGUACUCCACAAUUUCACUAUUCUCGACAGUGAUAUUUUUAAUACUCUCCACACAUUUGAAUGGCUGGAAAUUGGAUAAACGCCUCGGCAUCAUACUGAUGGUGUGGUAUUUGCUAUUCAUAACCCUGGCAUCGCUAUACGAACUGAAUGUAUUCGGCUAUAUGAAUCCACCAGAAUGUCCAAGUAAGUAA
Molecule: messenger RNA, 1942 nt
Organism: Musca vetustissima
Lineage: Eukaryota; Metazoa; Arthropoda; Insecta; Diptera; Muscidae
Product: probable sodium/potassium/calcium exchanger CG1090
Exons: 5
Coding region: 35-1942 (635 amino acids)
Biological process (GO): calcium ion transmembrane transport; intracellular calcium ion homeostasis
Cellular component (GO): membrane
Molecular function (GO): calcium channel activity; calcium, potassium:sodium antiporter activity
Source: RefSeq, a predicted model, not a curated record